Molecule: messenger RNA, 2731 nt
Organism: Haliotis rufescens (red abalone)
Lineage: Eukaryota; Metazoa; Mollusca; Gastropoda; Lepetellida; Haliotidae
Product: fucolectin-like
Exons: 4
Coding region: 122-859 (245 amino acids)
Source: RefSeq, a predicted model, not a curated record
ACAGAGAGUGUGUGGAUUAAAAUUUACCGUCGCAUUAUUUCAGCCAUAUAGCGAUCAGAAACAAAUACAUCUGCUGAAUGAGGUGCUCCCAGAUCAGUGACAACGCAGAAUCGACGCAGACAUGACAUCCUUGACAAACCUGCUGUAUACCAUCGUGUGUUUCCACCUUUCCUUCUUGGAGGUAACAGUGCCCGUUCAGACAAAUAUAGCUCAAGGCAAACCAACCAUUCAGUCCAGCACGUACUACAAUGCUGUCUCGUCCUAUGCUGUUGAUGGUGUAACAGGAGGAAACUACCAUACUGACCGUUGUGCAAAAACAUAUGGUGGCGACGUCUGGUGGAAGGUGGACCUUCUUCAUGUGUACAAUAUUUCGAGGAUCACUGUUUUCAAGAGAACAGACUUCCAGGGUCGCCCAGAUCUUUUUAAAAUCGUCGGCUUUGAUCUGCAUCCUACACUCUGUCCUCUAUCAUCCCCGAAAGUCUGCGUCAACCAACUCGGCAGUUUCACAGGUCCAUCAAAGACUGUGUCUUGUGAACAGGAGGUCAUGGCCAGAUAUGUACAAGUUUCCUCCUCUACUAACAUAAUGAUGUGUGAGAUGCAGGUGUUUGGGCAGAAAAUAGGUGGAUGCUUGAGGAAUAAGGUACAAGUGAAAGAAGGCCACAAACUGAAUGACUCCUCUAUCACCGUGCUACGUGGUAAUUCCUCAAGUCUCGUGGAGUGCAGCAUCCACUGUUACAGACUCCACAACUGUCUGUUCUUCAACUUCAACAGACUGACUGGAGAAUGUCAGACAGGAAGUGGACAGGAAACUUCCGCUUCUUCCUCGGCAGCUGACUGGGACUUCGGCACAAUUUGUUAAAGGGCUGUUUGUCCUGUCUCUGCUGAAUACGUUUCAUAUAUGCCAACUGUGUAUAUAUCUAAUAUGUUUUCAUCUAGGCAGGAUAGGUCCGUGACUUCGGAAUUUUGUCAGAUUUGGGACUUACUUAAUCCAGCAUCACACGCCUAAAUGUGAAAUCUCAAACAUAUCGAUGUUAUUUCUAUGAUUGUGUUAAUAUGCUCAAUGACGUUAUGCAAGCCAUAUGUUUAUGAACAGAUGUUCAGUAAGUCAUGGAGAAACAUGGUAUUCAAUAUACAGAUCUAUAGAAUUUCUCUAUAUGGACGAAAUAUAUGCGUGUGUUCUUAUGUGUACCUUGUAAACAUAUCUAAACACUUUCUCUGAUUUGAAAGAUGAAUGUAGACUUUGUGACUUUGCUCAGUCAGGCCUUAGGAUGUUUCAGAAAAAUAAGCUGGAACUUUCACAUCUACACAUAUUUGUAUUACCGUGUUGAUGUAAUGGCAAAAUACAAACUCUAAGUUGAUCAAGGUCGAAAAUUCAAGUACUGAUCGAUAUCACUGCGAUAGGUUGUCGCUCUUCGUUUCACAGCCUAUUCCUAAACCUGUGUCCAAAAUUGUUUACGUGAUCAAAUCUCCAAACUGGACCCGUUUGCCACCACAGCUUCGUUUUGGAAAUGAUAACGCCAGCUUCAAUUCUAGGUCUCGUAUCACGAAGCACAUUUUUCGGUUCCAGUUGUACUUGCAAAAGUCAAGUCGAUUUGUAUGUUUAUCUCUCUGAAUAUUUGACCGUCACUGAAGAUAAUUUAUAUACCAGAAGCUUGUUCACGUGAACAUUAUCUGAUCAUCGAUACACCUUUAUAUGUAAAUCUAUAUUUAAUGAGGUUUAAAAAAUAAGUGUUUCAAAGUACAAUGUAUGGCUACGCGUUAACUUUCUUUUCUUGAUAAAACGAUUAAUGUAAACGUUUACCUCAAAACUUUUGUGAAAAAAACCCCGGAAAUACUUGAUAAUCCAGGUGUUAAACUCCUCACUCGUUUAUACAUAGAGCACCAUACCUUGCUGGUCGGUUUCACCUAAGAGUUUUAAAUGGCAAAGAGCUGCUCCUCCCACAUCAACCUCGCCGUGACAAGUGGGUUUGUUUAAACCUCCACCUCACACAUUUACUUACUCUUAUAAACCUGCUACCAUUGGUCACGUUGGUGUAAUGUAUCAUGUUUAUAGCUUUGUGUCCUGCAGCCAUGAAUAACACAUUUAUCUAAACCGAUUCAAACAGCUUGUGUAUAUUUGUCUUUUUCAAAUUAUUGUUUAAAACAACUAUAUCUCACUGACUAUUGCAAAGGCUUUUGAAGGAUUGACACUAGAGGGUUGUUUUACCUGUCUCUGGUAGAUACCUUUCAUAGAUGUCAACUGUGUCAUCAUUUCAUAUGUAUGUUCUGGGCAGGAUAAGCCUGUGAUAAAAAAAAUUCACAGAUUUGGGACAUAUCUGGCUCGACAUCACACGUCUGAAUGUGACCUCAAGCAUAUACAUCAGAGUUGUCUAUAUAAUUAUGAUAGUUAUUAUGUUCAAUGACGUUAUGUAGGCAAUCGGUUUAAGAACAAUAUGUUCAUUAAAUUAUGGACAAACAUACAGACAUAGAGAAAUUAUUGAUCACUCGAUUGUACGCUUUGUUUACAGACUCGUCGUAUCAAGGAAUCCUAUAGUAGUGCUGCGUCAGGCAACACACAUACACUUACUUCAUUGGUCACGUUGGUGUAAUGUAUCAUGUUUAUAGCUUUGUGUCCUGCAGCCAUGAAUAACACAUGUAUCUAAACCGAUUCAAACAGCUUGUGUAUAUUUGUCUUUUUCAAAUUAUUGUUUAAAACAACAUCAUCUCACUGACUAUUGCAAAGGCUUUUGAA